Jaminaea rosea is the source of this 2265-nucleotide messenger RNA. RefSeq lists its product as hypothetical. Bases 1 to 2265 code for a protein of 754 amino acids. NCBI's taxonomy places the organism in Eukaryota, Fungi, Basidiomycota, Exobasidiomycetes, Microstromatales. The record is from RefSeq and is a predicted model, not a curated record. The transcript has 8 exons.
AUGUUUGCCGAAGAGCAGCAAGCAAAGGAACUCGAGGCCGUCUCGUACUUCAAUCGCAUCCGAGAAGACUUUGAGCGCCAUAAAGACCUCAAGAGCAGCAUCAACAGACUAGAAAGACAGAUCAUUGAUUUGGCCAACCACUUGACGGUCUGCCAGCAGCGACUCGAAGACGUCGAGCUCGAGAAGAUGCAGCUGCGCAGCGUGAAGAGGCGCUUCAGAGAGGCUAUGUUGAUCUCAGCACCUCGUUGGAGCAGGCCAUCAAUCGCCUCCUCACGUACCACCGCGCGCACAGCCCAAGACUACGCUACGCAUCCCAUCAGCGGUGGCGCGCUCAGCCAGCAGGCGUCACCGCUAAUCACAGCGACUCCAAGCUCUGACAUACCUCGAAGCAGAUUGAAAGACGAGCUGAAGGAAGGUGAGAUCGAGGAUCGCUACGACGAUCUCAUCGAGCAAUUUCUGGCCAUGGCGGAGGGAGAUGAUCCAGCUCCAGUGCUGGCAGAAGCUACUCGAGCAGAUGCUCAUCCUUCCCUCCGGGCGUACGUCCUGUCGCUGGGUCUUUUGCCCAGUCUCCCUCACCUGCGCAUCGACGGCUACCCGUUCCCCGCCGAUCUGCAAGACCUCCUGCCGGUCCUUCGUAGCCGCCUCAGGCGCCAGGGACAGAACCACCUGCAGGAGUCGGUUCUCAUCGGGACGUACGACGAAAUCGAGCUUCGAGGGAUAGUCGGUGCAAUCACGCACGGCACGGGUGCUCAGCUUAACGUCCCUGCCAGCGAGCUACUGCGACCUGGUGAGCUGGAGGCAUGGACAACGGCACUGGAGGACAUCUGGGAGCGAGUUGCCGAAGGCCCGCCCGCCUACAUCAUCGGGGACGGCGCUUUCAUGACGCGUCUCGACAAGAACGCACGGGACCGUUGGCUGGAAGCCUGUCAGCGUAAUCCGGACGACCCUGCGCCUCCUUCGCGCCAGCAGCUGAGCGACCUUCUCGAGGCCAAGCUGCACGAACAAGGCAACAAGUGCGCGCUGUGUGGGGCAGAAUUGACGCGGCUCGGCAGGCGAAGGAAUUACUCCGACGUGCAACUCAGGGAAAGGGCUGCAGGCAGUGCUCUCGCCAGUGACAGUGCUACCGGGCGGAGGAGGCGCGUGAGUGGGGAAUUGGAGGAAGCGGGAGAUGGUCUAGAUGAGGACGCUGUCAUCUUGACCGGCGCGAUGGAGGUGAUGGAAGAUGGCGAGGAAGAUGAGGAUGCGGGCGGUCAUGUCCGCGGGCAUGCCAAGGCAAACCAAGCGCCUCCUCGGCCCACCUACCCAGCCGACAGUCUUGUUGGGACCGUGCUCAACAGUGUCUACUGGUAUCAGACGCAUCCCUGGGCACCGGAGCCACACAAUGCUUCUGCGGACCAGAUCGUCUCUGGUUGGCUGUAUUUGCGGGAAACGUGCAGAUGCUCUGCAACGCAUGCAACUUCCUCAAGUACACGUGCUCAAUGGACGAGGCUCGCGUCCUUCUGCGUCACAUCGCCAGCUCUUGCGAAGCCCUUGGUCCCUCUUUCACUCCUCUCUUCGGUUCUCCCAUUGACGGCAAUCCUGGUCGCACCCUCGACGCCGGCAUGCACCUCGUCUUCUCCCCUCCGCCUCCCAUUCUGGACGAUGAGCGCCAGCGAAACCGCGAGCUCGCCACCAUCCGGUGGAACGAGCUCAAGUACAGAGCAGCGCAGCGGGGACUGGAACUUCCUCACUGUUGGCGACGUGGAGGGUUUCUGCUUGGAGCGCAGGGCAGGCAAAGACGCCUUUCUGAGCGCUGAUGGCAUGGUGCUGCCCAUGACGCUGGCGUCCGUGGAUCGCCUUCACGAUGGCCACGGAUACGUGCCCGGCAACAUUCGCCUCAUCCUCCGCUGUCAUAACGCGCUGCGUCGACACAGCAACCACGACGAAUGUUGGAUUUCGUACCGGCUUGCGAUGCUGCUUGCAGUCGUGUUGAGCCAGGGAGAGCAGGCAGCCGCUCGGGGGACAGCGCUACCAAAGGCGGACUGGCUGGACGUGAAGGACCCCGACGCCUUAUUGGACGACGAAGGCGAUGAUGACUGGAGCGCAGAGGAGGACAGCGACUACGACGCGUACACAAUGGCCGAAAAUACGUGCCCAAGGACUUUCGCCUGCUUCUCUGCGGCCACAACAACCACGACGAGUGCCAGUAGCAUGGGACCCGUCAAACAUGUCGUGCUCGACUGCACGCCUAGCAUUGCCUCGCGAUGUCUUCCUACGAUACAGUAG